Molecule: messenger RNA, 7986 nt
Organism: Paramisgurnus dabryanus
Lineage: Eukaryota; Metazoa; Chordata; Actinopteri; Cypriniformes; Cobitidae
Gene: iqsec3a
Product: IQ motif and Sec7 domain ArfGEF 3a
Biological process (GO): regulation of ARF protein signal transduction; actin cytoskeleton organization
Molecular function (GO): guanyl-nucleotide exchange factor activity
Source: RefSeq, a predicted model, not a curated record
UCCUUAGAGCGUCAGCACGCCACAGCACAUUGCCUCGGAUCCAGACUACUCCAGCUCCAACCUGAUACACACCAGGCUUGAAGCAUUGACAAUACCGUAAUGGAGAGCUUGCUGGAUAACCCUAUGAAAGCUGUGCUUUAUCUCAAAGAGCUGACCACCAUUGUACAAAACCAGCAGAGUCUGAUUCAAACCCAGCGGCAGCGGAUCGACGAGCUCGAGAGGAAGGUUGAGGAUCUCAUCGGCGAGAAUCGACAGCUGAGAGAACCGCAUCCAUACCACCACCAUCAUCCGCACCAUCACCACCACCCUUCCCCGCCGACCAGCAGCCCUCAGCCGGGCGCGCACGCACACCAGCAUCAGGCGACUCACGGUCAACCCCAGCAGCCGCCGCAGCAGCAUCAUCAGCAACAGCAGCAGCAUCCGUCCAAACAGGCGCAGCAUACUCCGGUAGCUCCAAUACAUCACCCGCAGCAUCUGCAGCUGGUCCCUACAUCCCCACCGUCUCUUAAACCGACUCACUCUAGCCCGGAGUCGGCGGAGGACGAUAAGAGGAGCCCGUCCUGCAAGUCUUUGGUUCCGCAAACACCCUCGACACUGUGCCGGUCCGUCGGGCUCGCGAGGAAACCCGAGAACCAGACUGUUCUGCACCAGUUCUGUUGUCCCGCUCCGGACGCCCCUGAGUCUGACUCUCAGGCCUGUGUACCCAGUGAAGAGACACCCUCCCCUCCUCCCACUGUGUCACCAUCCCCUGGGGAACCUGUGUCGCCCUCACCAGGGGUGACUGCUGCCAGUGCAAUCCAGCCUGAGGUCCAGGUGACGCCUCAACUUGCAGAAAGCACCGCGACAUCUGUCGAUGGAGGAGGGGGAGACGGGGAUCGAGAUGGAGGUGGAGCUCAAGACACAGAGAGUGCACAGGUUGACAAAGAAGAGGUGGAGCUACAAGAGGUAGAAAAAGAGGAAGAAAAACCCCAAGUGCAACAACAACUGGAGCAAGAGGAGGAAAAGAAAGAGACAGAGGAGCAGGAGAGGGAAGCAGCAUGUACGGGGGGUGCGGGAAGGAGGCCAAGCUUGCAUCACACUGCCUCACCAAUUAGAGUACAGAGGAACGGAGCGUGCAGCCACUCCACAACCUCGGACUAUGAACUCUCGCUCGACCUCAAAAACAAGCAGAUCGAAAUGUUAGAGCACAAAUAUGGGGGCCACCUUAUCUCACGGCGUGCAGCCUGCAAAAUCCAGACUGCCUUCCGCCAAUACCAGCUCAGCAAAAACUUUGAGAAGAUCCGAAACUCCCUCCUUGAGAGUCGCUUGCCACGACGUAUCUCCCUGCGAAAGCUGCGUGUGCAAAAUACAGAGGGAAUCUCGGCUGAACGGGCACUGGCUGAAGGCUGUAAUCUGGCAAGUAUCCCAUUGGUCCGGUCCCCAUCCCUGCCCACUACAGUGGGAGGCACUCUAACUGACCUGGAGGAUUCCUUCAAUGAACAAGUCCAGUCUCUUGCCAAGUCCAUCGAUGAUGCACUCAGCAACUGGAGCAUGAAAACUAUGUGUUCUCUUCAAGAAGGGGGCACCUAUCAGUUUAGCUCAGAAGCCUUUAAUACAGCUGGUGGCACAUCUGGGGUGGCAGGGACAGUCCAAGAAGGUGGCCCCAUGAACCCUGUUACGCUUCAGAGUGGAACAAGCCAAGUUGAAAACUCUGAGAAUAUGGCCCGUAGUGCAAGUAAACUAAUGAUGGCCUUCCGGGACGUGACGGUUCAAAUUGACAGCCAGAACUUUCGCAUGUCCUCCUCAGUUUUGGAAUCCUCCACUUCCGUCUCUCUCGGUAAUUGUGUCCAGCAGGGGGCCAUGAUUACCGAGAACCAACAGCAAUCUCCAGUUAAUGAUGCAAACAAUGAACAGUUGCUACAAGGACAACCACCACCACCACCACCUCCACAGGAUCUAGCUUUUGCAUCUUCAGAGCUGGAUGUUGAUGAAGUACCAGAUGGUGACUUCCCAGCCCCUCCACCAAGUGAGGAGGAACUUGGGGAGGAGGCAUGCCCUCUGGUCCUGGAAAAUAAGGAAGUUCUAGGGUCAGAACCGACAAUUCCAGCACAGACAGUAGUAACCUCUGAUACCUUGUCUCCACCAGAGGUUGCAGAGACGCUGGUCACCCCAAAUGAGAUGCUGGAGGCAAAGCGUAUUGAAUCAGACAUGGCAGACAACAGCUCAGAACAGAUGAGCAGCAGCAGCACAUCUACAUCAGCGCGCUCAACUUCAGAGGUCUCAUCCAAAGAGGCUCUGCAGGCUAUGAUCCUGAGCUUGCCAAGAUACCAAUGCGAGAACCCAACUAGCUGUAAAUCACCUACCCUCUCCACUGAUGUAAUGCGAAAACGGCUGUACCGUAUUGGUCUCAACCUCUUCAACAUAAAUCCAGACAAAGGUCUCCAGUUUCUCAUCUCUCGUGGUUUCAUUCCGGAUACGCCCAUAGGAGUGGCCCACUUCCUGCUUCAAAGGAAGGGCUUAAGCCGGCAGAUGAUUGGCGAGUUUCUUGGCAACAGCAAGAAACCCUUCAACAGAGAUGUUUUAGACUGUGUGGUGGAUGAGAUGGAUUUCUCAGGGAUGGAAUUGGAUGAAGCUUUAAGGAAGUUCCAGGCUCAUAUCCGUGUACAGGGUGAAGCGCAGAAAGUGGAAAGGCUGAUAGAAGCAUUCAGUCAGCGUUACUGUAUGUGUAAUCCAGACGUGGUUCAGCAGUUCCACAAUCCUGAUACCAUCUUUAUCCUCGCAUUCGCUAUCAUACUUCUUAACACUGACAUGUACAGUCCGAACAUUAAACCAGACCGCAAGAUGAUGCUGGAAGACUUCAUCCGCAACUUAAGAGGUGUUGAUGAUGGAGCAGAUAUACCUCGGGAUAUGGUAGUGGGAAUAUAUGAGCGGAUUCAACUAAGGGAGCUACGCUCUAAUGAAGACCAUGUCACUUAUGUCACCAAGGUGGAACAAAGCAUUGUGGGAAUGAAAACAGUUCUGUCAGUACCUCACAGGAGACUGGUGUGCUGCAGUCGACUGUUUGAGGUGACUGACAUCAAUAAAGCCCAAAAGCAAGCUGCUCACCAGAGAGAGGUCUUUCUCUUCAACGACCUACUUGUGAUUUUAAAACUGUGUCCAAAGAAGAAAAGUUCGGCUGCCUACACCUUUUGCAAGGCCAUGGGUCUGCUGGGCAUGCAGUUUCACCUGUUCGAGUGUGAAAACUAUCCUCACGCGAUCACUAUUGUGUCUCCGUGUUCGGGCUCUGAUAAGAAACAGGUGCUGAAUUUUUGUGCCCAAAGUGCAGAAGAGCUGCUGAAGUUUGUUGAGGACCUAAAGGAGUCCAUCGCCGAGGUGUCAGAGAUGGAGCAGAUACGUAUUGAAUGGGAGUUGGAAAAGCAGCAAGGAGCCAAAACGCACUCCAUCAAGAAUAACGGGACACAGCUUGAAUUGAGAGGAAGACAAAGUUCUCCUUUAGGCAAACAAGACAUGAACACAUCACAGAGUGGACACAAUGCAGUAGAGGUGUCAAUUCACAACAGGCUUCAAACGUACCAGCUCAACGCGGUGCCGCAGAGCCCUGAGAGCGCCGCCCUUCUCAACCACCAGAGGGAGCCUCCGUUGCAAUGUGCCAGCUCCACACCCUCGCACUCCCACCAGCCUGUGGCCCUGGCCGAGAUACGACCCGACACGCUCAUCCAGUGCCAGCAAAUCGUCAAGGUCAUCGUCUUGGACAAGGGCGGUCACGGUCGCAUGGAGGCGUUCUUCAGCCAGAGCCCCACUCAUCACCAGCUUGUCCAGUCUGCGGUCUCCACGCCGGUGCGUUCUCCUGACGGGGGAAGCAACCAGGGGGGAAUAGACAGUUCUCAGCCCCCCCUACCUCCACCACCACCCCCAUAUAACCACCCUCAUCAAUACAUACCACCAGAUCCCCGCCUUGCACUGCAGAGGACCCCAAGUGGCUCUCGUAGCCUAAUGUAAAGUUAAAAACGACAGUUUUAAGAACUGAACACACUGUAGGUGCACUUUUGACCAUAUUUAUCUAUAUAUGUAUAUACAUGAAAGAAAUAUAAUGAAAAAUGCAAACUAUAUGCAUAUAUUUAGGGUAACAGACAUAAAUGCGAAAGAUAUUAAUAUACGGUAUGUAAGUAAUUGACUUUGCAGAUAUGCGAAACAACCAAUAAGAUUUCAUUAUUGCUGUGUAUUUUGAAACGCUACAUAGUUUUAACAAAUUUAUAUAACGGUUUCUGUCUUUCUGAACAGGUUUCUCUGAGGUUAUAUUGUUGAGUACUUGUCCUGGAAAGGAUUUCUCUGGUGCAUUUUGUUAUAGACUAAAUUAUUUCACAAAACAAAAAUGUGAUAUCUCGCAACAUUUCACUUUCAAUUUCACUGAUACCUGCUUUUGUGUGGGAGCUGGUCUGUAAUAUCACCCUUUUGGCUUUAAUUAUAUUACUGAUGCGUCUAUUUAGUGUGUGCGUGUGUGUACUGUAUGCAUUAAAUUGAAAAAAUUGUAUACGUGCCAAAAUGAGGACACCCUCCAUUAUGGACUUUUGCACUGUUGAACGCUUAGGGCUAGAGCAAGCAUUUCUGCUUAUAACAGCGAUCAUUUAGAUUCCCUCUAGGUACACAUUUGUAGAAGACAUUAGGAUGUACUAUUAGUUUAAAAACAUUUAUUGUGUGGCCAAUGUUGUAUUCCUGUGAAAUGUGAAUUACUUCCUUAUCACCUGUCUUAGAAAAUGUCUUAUUCCUUUUAACUUAUAUAUGUGUGUAAAUUGAAAAAUAAUGAGGGCCUUUCACGUGACUUGCGCCAACAUCCCCCAUUGCUUUAAAUGCUAUAAAACAAAGUUAAAAUAUACUUUGCCCAAGUUUGUUGCUGACCUUGUGUGCAAACAAAAAAUACUAGACUAUUUGCAUAACAUAUCAUUAUGGGUGGUGUCAUUGACAACUACUUUUUUCUUUUUUUGUGGGAAUGUGUGAUGGCGGUUGCCAGAACUUAGACUUGGAAAUACACGUUACCUCUUUCGUUUCUAUUCACCCUUAUUGCUUUUAAUAUGAACACCAACUUCUUGCUACCUAACAACCACAUAAAGUCACCUUUCUGUGACACUAUGUGCAACGUUUGAUAUUUGCAUUGAGCAGUCCUGUCCCAACUCUGACCCAAGUCAUCUGAAAGGGCCUUCAGUUUCUGGCAACGUAUCGUGGCUCAAAGGGUCACCGCCAGUGAACGCUCUUUGUAACGGCUAUUGUUUCCACGCUCAGGAAUUUCAGAAAGAAUCUGAAAAAAGACUGAGACAUUUUAAAGCUUUUGCUUGAACUUUAUGUAGCAACCUGGAAGGUAUAAGGCCUCGCUGAAGAGGCCAUUUGAUCCCAGCAACCAUCUAUGGAGGCACUGUAUGGUUAUCUGACAUUUUACAAGUUUAUCAAUUGAUGGCAGAAUAAUGCACCACUGUCAUCAUGUGACUCAGAUAAUAUAACAUGAACAGUACUCACCACUACAGUAUUUAAAACACCCAAAAGACACACCUUCAGCACCAUCAAACUAUUUCUGCUGUUUUAAUACUACUCUUGUGUGAACUUUCUCGCAAGCCAAGUGACACUUGAAACAUCGGUCGAGAUGCACAUUGUUGGCACAAAACACUUUAACCUGAAUGUCUGUCUGGUUGAUCUUCUAUUUUCCAGUUGAAGGAUACAGCUUAUCAAUAGAUUCAUUUUAUUUUGUUUUGCUUGUAGUUGCUGUCAUAUAUCUGCAUAUAAAUCAACACUGAAUUAGCUCUGGUAAAUGUUAACUGCACCUAAUCCAGCCAUUUCUGAUCUGUUAUCUACAUAACCUUUAAAGUCAACAUGAAAUGACAUUCAUGACUUAUUUUACUUUCAUGUGACACAACUCUGAGUGAUGCAAGUGUUUUUUUAUAAGUAGAAUGGGACUUGAUUUUCUGGAUUCAUAUGAUCAUCGCAUUUCCGAUUAUAGCCAGAUCCAAAGAAGAGCUGCUUUUCCAAAAUACUCACCAAUAAGUUUAAAGCAUAUAUUGAAUAAAGACGGAUGAUGUGUCUCCAUAGACUUCCACUGUACAAAAAUGAAGCCAAAAUCUCCCAAAAAUGGCUGCUGACAUCUUGCUCCAAUGACAUCCUUUGGAGCCAGAGUUUGGACAGUAGUGAUAAUGAAGUAGACACACGUUAUCAAAGUCCUACCCAUGUUCCAGUUUGACCCAAUCACAAACACACAAAUCAUGUUGUCACACAAGGGGCAGACUGGCCCACAACACCCUGCUCUCAACACAUCAAAGCAUUCUGUCUCACUGAUGCACAGACCGUUUAAUAACAUCACAAUUAAAAUAAAACAUAAAUGCUACUUAAACUUUAAAGAAAAUCAGAUUUAGUAAAUAAAUGAUAAAGUAAUGCAUUUUAACUAUUUGCCAAUGCAUCUUAAGAAACAUGACAUAUUCAAAGGUGUGAAUAGACUUUGCCAACAUAAGGCAAUGGGGACACAGGUCUGUUUAUGGAUAUACUGUUUUUGGAUCCAAAAUCAAAAUAAUAUUAAGUACAAAGGGGACCAAAUGGAAUAUACUCAAUAAAUCUCUUUCUCAAAGAGACAGAGGAAAACAUUUCAUUUGAUUGGUUGGAAUUCCUGCUCAGCUCUGUAAUUUGGCUUGCAUUUGUGUUUGUCUUAAAGGGGAAAUUUGACUUUUUUCAUGUUUACGUGCUAUAAUCAACCUAGAAAAUGUGAAAAAGAAGAUCCCAGUAACUUAGUUUUGGUAAACCAUUCACUGCAAGUAUGUGAGAAAAUAGGUCAUUGAAAUUUGGCUCUCCUUGUGAUGUCAGAAGGGGAUAAUACAGCCCCAUAAUCUGUACCAUCCAACCACACUGCAAUUUAGUGCAGAGAUAAACUCAUUUGCAUUUAAAUGGACACACCCCAAAAUGGCAAUUUUAACAUGCUAACAUAAAUUUUCUAUAUGGUAUUUUGAGCUAAAACUUCACAUAUGUACUCUGGGACACCCAAGAUUUAUUUGACAUCUUAAAAAGUCUUGUGAAAUGUCCCCUUUAAGAAACUUCUGCCUUCUUUGAUUUUAUUGGAAAUCCUGCAGUGAAUUACAAAUGCCCCCUCCCCAGUUUUGUACUUGUUAUUAUUAAUUAUGUAUAUGUGCAUGACUUUGAGUCAGCCCACAUUGCCCAGAAUUUUUAAUAGCAUCUUAAAACCAAAUUUAUUAGAAAAAGUAACACUUUAAAGUACAUAGGUGUGAUAAGAAAUAACUAAAUUAAUAGGAACUAUCUUAGAAAUCACACUUCAAAUAAAAUUUUCCAUAAGGAGAGGAAGGGGCUUUUGACCUUUAGUGCAGCCAGCUACCUGGGGGGGCAUCAAAAUGUUUUGGCUUCACUUUUUAGGAUGUGUGGUUUUAAGAGAGUUUUUGUGUGGGAGGCAUAAUGCUUCUUUUCAGACAUGUCAUUAUUCUGUAUUAUUGGCAUAAUCUUUAUUACAUUGUUGUUAACUGACUUUAGAUCAUUAUUACUUUAAUUAUAUUGCAGUGUAAGUCACAUCAGUUGCAUAAAGCAAUGCAAAAAUAGCUGUUUAGCUAUUGCUUAUCAUUACCCAUCAGCCCACAUGCCUUACAUGAAAGAGGAACAUUUCAAUGACGAGGAAUAACUAAUAAUUUGAUUUCAUGUUGACUUUAAACUGUAGUAAGCUGCAUUUAUCGUAAAACAAUUGACGUGUCAUAUAUAUAGCUGUGUGUCUACUGUAGUUUUACUAUGUUUUCAUAUAUGGUUGAGUGUUUGUUUCAUAAUUAUAUUGCUGCUGUUUGGAGAUCCCAAUAUGAUCUUCUCUUCCUCUUCUCACUGUUGUUAUUUCCAUGUAUGGUAAUGAUUUAAGAUGAAAUGCACUUGUUGUUUUUGGCGUAGCAAACACACAAGACUCUUCAUUGGCAUUACACAACCAGAUUCAUCAUACCUUGGCUUGUCAACUGAACCAUCAGCAAAUUCUCCAAAAUAAAUGAG